AGCCUUGAUGAUAUUUUUUAUCAGUAUGACGCAUAUGAGAUUUUGUUUCAUUUUAUGCAAUCUCUGUUCUCUUGUGUUGUUUUAUCUAAUCUUGCAUGGUGCGGGGUUUGUUUCUCUGCUUUCUUUUUUCUUGCCCGUGGCGUUUAUUAUCUUGUUGUCUUUUUCUACAAAUAUUCUUAUUCUCGCUGCAUCUUUUUGCAUUGAAAAUCUAUGUGUCUUUUUUUUUAGUCCAUUUCCAUGCAUGUUUCUGGGCCAUUGUCAAUCUAAAUGAAAAGCGUCUUCCUAUACUGACUGGUGCAUGUAUGUAUGUGUGUAUAUGUGUGUGUGUUGGAGGGAGAGCUGUGUCUUUUUUUUUACAUAACAAAGCAUUAUUAUUAUUAUCAUUAUUACUAUUGUGCUUUUCUCUUCUUUUUUUAUCUUAUUUUAUUUUAAUUUUUGGCCUUUUUCUCUAAAUGAUAUCCCUGUAAUUCCCUACAUACAUAUCAGAGAGAGUCUGCUUAAUUGAAUGCGAUGAUCCACUUAUAACUAUCGCAUACUUUCCUAGAACUUUGCUCUGAAGGUGUAAAAUUGUAAAAGAAGAGAGGAAGAAGGCUGCGCAAACUCCGAUUAA
Molecule: messenger RNA, 610 nt
Organism: Paecilomyces variotii
Lineage: Eukaryota; Fungi; Ascomycota; Eurotiomycetes; Eurotiales; Thermoascaceae
Exons: 1
Coding region: 96-452 (118 amino acids)
Source: RefSeq, a predicted model, not a curated record